UUGUUGCUGGCCAGUAGACUUGGGAACACGCACACUGUCCAGGGUCUGCUGGAGCACGGUGCCAAUCUAGAGGCGAAAGAUGAAAGGGGCAACACCGCUUUGCUGAACUGCAUCGAGUUAUCUCAGAAUAACAUGGCCAGGUUUCUCUUACAGAAAGGUGCCAAUGUCAAUGUCACCAAUUGUAACGGAGAGACGCCGCUCAUUUUAGCGACUUAUCUACCGGAGAUGUUUGAAAUGGUCAAACUUUUGUUGAAACAACCGGCCGUGAAAAUCGAGCACAGAAAUACAUUUGGAUACACAGCACUCAUGUGUGCCAUAAACGCAACUAAUAUUCUGGCCAUGAAGUUGUUAAUAGACGCUGAAGAGUUUGACAGCGUUAUUUCGCGUCAAACCGAAAGCUUAGCGGUCAUAACCGCAGACCAAUUGGCAGUGGAGAAGGGCCUCUUCGAAAUUCUGAAGCUUUAUAGGCACGAAAAGCGUACGGGUGUGACGUCACUGCA
Molecule: messenger RNA, 500 nt
Organism: Lymnaea stagnalis (great pond snail)
Lineage: Eukaryota; Metazoa; Mollusca; Gastropoda; Lymnaeidae
Source: the annotation of a GenBank genome assembly